CGUUUCUCUUUAUUACGAAUAACUUUUACAACACUUAUUAUGAAUUCUUGGAAUCGUUAUUUUGAUGAUAUUCCUGUUAAUAACUGGUCUGUUUUCCAAUUUCAUAAAAAUUGGAUCGAUGUUCACAAAAAUGAACCUGAGAAACUAAUUUAUAGCAAGGCUAUGGACACGCUUAUUAAAAGCCUCCGCGCGAUUAUUAAUCGGAGCGCGGAUCUCUCAAAAAUCUGGAAAGCUAACGAACUUUUAGCCAAAUGUCAGAACCAGAAUCAUCGUAAAGCAGGAAGCAAUAUAGAUAAAUUAUGGCUUUGUGUUGAAAAAACUUUUCAAGAAAAGAAUAUUAACGCGGGAACGAACUGCAUACAGCUUGUUUCUUGCGAAGGCGUCAACAUUAGUAAUGUUGGAGAUAAACGGUCUUUGGCAACUCCGAUAACUGAUAAGCACCUAGAUAAGGAAAACUCAUAUAAACGCCGACGUGAAGAUCUGGAUAACGUAAACUUUCUUUAUGAUGAAAAAAAUACUAAUGAGGAGGAUGAAUUAGAAAAACAUGCCGAAGAGACCAUCCAAUAUAAUGGAAAGAUAUGGAUUGUGGGUAGCACGAAGAUCAAUGUACGUGAUGCGUUAACAAAAUGGCAAAAACGAAAAGACCGACCGCGCACCGAUCUAGCAUUUUACGAUAUUAUAGAUGUUACUCCAGGGUCAAAUAGUGACUUUAUACGAUCCCAGCCUAAUGAUGCAAUAUAUGAGAUGAAGCAAUUUGGAUCAUCAGAAGAGCCAUCUAUCGCGAAUGAUGUGAAAGAAUUAAUUGUUAAAUUUAUUAAGGCAAACGAUUUUCGCAAGGUUGUCGAUGAGAACUAUGUUGAAACACGAAAAAACGAUACUCUGAAAUUUAUAUGGGACUUUGCGAAUCUUCUUGCGGAAUCUUUUGAAAGAGACAACGACCUUACAGACUUUGAUUUGUCUGAACUAGCAUAUCGAGAAAUUUUUCUGGCACCUCUCAUUCGUAGUUUGUUCCGUGGAAUGCAUCGGGAGAUGCGCAUUUUUUUCGGUGAGAAACAUUUAUUCGCAUCAUCUGAAGAACUUAAUCUCGAAAAAACUGAUAAAGAAUCUCGUGAAGUUGGACGAAAAGUUGAUAUCAUUUGGUCUUUAAAGUCAACAGACCUUGAAUUUACUGUCGGUGAAGUCAGUGGACCACCAAACCAGCGCAGCCAUCCACGCUUUUUCAGUGAUAAAUUAAAGAUCGCUAAGAUGUUGAAAAUCAUAAUCAAUAGGAUUGUAAGAAAGCAUUGUGGUACAGGUGUGAAACUUAGCUCGUUAAAACUAUACGGAUUACAAAUAUAUAAUAAUGAAGUAAUUUGCUAUGAAUUGUCAGUACCCUUUCGAGGGUUAUAUAUCUUCCGCGAAGUUCUUCGGUCGAAAUUGCCAACUAAUAAGGUUGAAUUGGCGUUAAUAUCACGAUCCAUACCAACGUUGCUCAAAUUCAAGGAGUUGCUCGAACAGAGUCAAAAAAGUCUGAAAGAUUAUAUUGUGGACGCAUACAUUAUGUCAAUAGAUUCUGGUGAAAGCGCAAACCAGUUUAUCACGUUUACGAAACAGGAUAAAAAAAACAAGUAGCCGCCAUAAUAUAGAAAGUGUUUUAACAAAACCUGUAACAGAAGAGCUUUAUUAUUUUAUUAAUUAUUUAAUUUCUUUAUAACUACGUGAUAUUAAAAUGUAACACGACGG
Messenger RNA from Rhizophagus irregularis DAOM 181602=DAOM 197198, 1722 nucleotides. Lineage: Eukaryota; Fungi; Glomeromycota; Glomeromycetes; Glomerales; Glomeraceae. The record is from RefSeq and is a predicted model, not a curated record.